Messenger RNA from Austrofundulus limnaeus, 2877 nucleotides. RefSeq names its product MKL/myocardin-like protein 2. Gene Ontology annotation, cellular component: nucleus. The record is from RefSeq and is a predicted model, not a curated record. Lineage: Eukaryota; Metazoa; Chordata; Actinopteri; Cyprinodontiformes; Rivulidae. Gene Ontology annotation, biological process: smooth muscle cell differentiation; positive regulation of transcription by RNA polymerase II. Gene Ontology annotation, molecular function: transcription coactivator activity.
CACUGCAUCCCGAAAGCUGGACCAGUCGCAGCCAUUUUACUCAGCGAAAUAAACUUCAGUCUCAAAGCCUGAGAAGACUGUAGUCUCCGACAUCCCUCGCCUUACGUCAGUCAUGGAUAUGUCUUGAACCACGGCUCGGAUGGGUUCUGGUUUCGAGUCAGCGCUGUUCGGAAGCACAAAGACAUAAAGGGACUCAGACCCCCCCUCCACGUCUGAGACAUGAUGGAGCUCCAGGCUUCUCCGGGGCAGCUAGGAGCAGAGGGGGAUUGUGGGAUGUCAAAUCUACUGGUGCCCAGUCCCCAGAGUGAGGCAGUGACCCAUGAGAUGGAGGAGCUGACCUUGCAGCCUUCACAGAGCCUGCCCCCUUUGAAUGAACGCAAAAAUGGAGUGCUGAAGCAGGGAAACGGAUAUAACGUGCCAGACAAUUGGACACGAGGACAAAAGUUGGGGACCUCUCAAACUACUGGAGUACACUUUUGUAUUGAAGUUUUGCAGUUGAGGCUCCAACAAAGGCGAACCCGGGAGCAGCUGGUGGAUCAGGGCAUCAUGCCACCUCUGAAGAGUCCAGCCGCUUUCCACGGUCAGAUCCGCAGCCUGGAAAGAGCCCGGACUGAGAAUUUCCUCAAGCACAAGAUCCGCAGUCGUCCAGAGCGAGCCGAGCUGGUCAGGAUGCACAUCCUGCAAGAGACUGGAGCAGAGCCCUCACUGCAGGCCACUCAGAUGAAGCUGAAGAGGGCCCGGCUAGCUGACAACCUGAAUGAAAAGAUCGCCCAAAGACCCGGCCCCAUGGAGCUGGUGGAGAAGAACAUCAUUCCAGUGGAUUCCAGCCUCAAACAGGCCAUCAUAGUGGGCCAAGUGAAUUAUCCCAAGGUUUUGGAUGAAGACAGCUGUGAGGCCCUGUCGCCAGAGCAACCAGCCAGCCAGGAGUCCCAAGGAUCUGCCUCCUCACCUGCAGAAAGCAAAGUGCCAGAAACUCCUUCACCGAGCGCAGCACCCAUACCCACCACCAUACUGCAGGUUCUCCCAACAACAGACUGUACAAAAUGGAUUUCCACCAAUGAGCAGCCUCCAAACUGUCCAGCUCUCCCCUUUACUCAGCCAUCUGCUCCACCAAAACCAGGACCAACUCUGGUGAAACAAAGCCAGCCCAAAUCUUCCUCAGAGAAGAGCCGCAGCAAGAAGAGCAAGGAGUCAAAGUCGAGGGUGAAGAAGCUCAAAUACCACCAGUACGUUCCUCCGGACCAGAAGCAGGAGCCCAGUGAAGUACCCAUGGACUCAUCGUACGCUCGACUGCUGCAGCAGCAGCAGCUGUUCCUCCAGCUGCAGAUCCUCAGCCAGCAGCAGCAGCAGCACUACAACUAUCAGACCAUACUACCAGCUCCCCUCAAAUCCUUGGCCGAGGGUCAGAAUAAUGGCAUUGGUAAGCUGCCCGCUUCCAUCAUGGUGUCUUUGCCCACUGGGACCCCACCUCCCCCUCAGCCUCAAGCUCGUCCAAACUCCACGUCUAACCGUAAACCAGGAGUCCUCACAGCCAACCUUGAGGAGAUGAAGGUGACUGAGCUGAAGUCAGAGCUCAAACUGCGUGGCCUCCCAGUGUCAGGAACAAAAACAGAUCUGAUAGAAAGACUGAAGCCUUUCCAGGACAUCACCACUCCUGCUGCUACCACCGCCUCCUCCAUCGCCAUGGAGGUCACCCCAACUACAGCAUCUGCUAUAGUUCUUCCAGUCCAGAAAGUGGUGUCGGAGAGCAAAAGCUCUACGCCGCCUGUCUCACCUGUUCCCAUCGACCCAGCUCCCCUCCAGCUGGAUGUGGGUCUGUGUGAGKCUCCAGCCUCUGCUGGGCCACGCUCCUCCCCUCAGCCACCUUUUCAAGUCCCUGAGGAGAAAGACAGGAGGCUGCAUGAGAAGGAGCGUCAGAUAGAGGAGCUGAUGAGAAAGCUGGAGCAGGAGCAGAGACUGGUGGAGGAGCUGAAGAUGCAGUUAGAGGUGGAGAAAAGAGGUCAGGUGGACUCUGUGUCUCCCAUCAGCGCCUUUCCUGCUGUCCUCAACCCAAACGAGGUGAAACUGGAGGCAGCUGUCCUGUCAAACUGCUCGUCCAACACGCCCGCCAUCCCAAACUCAGUCCCAACGCCCCGGCCCACCGUGGUCAAACUGGAGGAUAUGACUGUUUCUGCAGGCAAGCCGCUGCAUCUGCAGACCCAAACCCAGCUCAUCACACAGCUCCAGCCUCAAGCUAAACCCCCAGUAGCCUCCAGCCCGCAGCUCUGCCCUCAGUCCCAGACAAGUCCCCAAAUCCAGGCUCAGCCUGCAGCCUCUGGCCUCCAGCAGUUUUUUAUCAGCCACCCUGGUGGGGUGUCCCAAGUCCUGGGUCAGCCUCAGACGCUGCUGACGACCGGCCAGGCUGGAACUCAGAUCCUCUUCCCCGUCUCACUACCCAACAACGCUACCGCGAUCCAGCUGCCCAGCACCACCGUCAGCCUGCAGCCUGUUCUUCAGGCCACAGUCUCAAAUCCAGGUCUGAAUCAAGCUUCAGUUCCUCAGCUGCAGACCACUAAGGUGGAGAUGACAACCAACCAGCAGCCGCUGCUACAAACUCUGACUAUGUGUAACAACACUACUGGUUUAGGAAACCAACCAAGGACUGAGAUGCAUCCCCAGUGUUUUCUGAGGAGCUCCCCAGAGAACAGAGUUUCUCCACAGGCUUCACCGAACCACCACAUCUCCAACGGACCCCUCAAUAAGUCGCCCUCCCCACAGCCUGCCUUCAUCCUCCAGCCCAACUCCCUGGUUCCUCAGCCACCAAAGACAAGAGAGCCCCCCCGCUACGAGGAGGCUGUCAAACAGACCCGCAACAUGCACAUUAACACUGUGUCACAG